AUGCGCAAGGCUUUUUUCCCUCUGAUUGUUACUCUCCUCGGCAACGGAAGUGCGAUGCCUGCCAUAUCUGCCACCACGACCGGCAACCAAGCUACCAUCUCUACCCUGGAAUCGCCAGUUCUGCUCGCGUCCGAUACUCAAAAGCGUUUUCUGCGGAGCCACAACCAAGCGGAAGAAGACAGUGAAGAAGACGAAUUCGGAAACGGUGAAGAGAGAAAAGUAGGGGACCGACUUUUCGCGGAUUGGAAGCUCGAGCAAAUGUUGAACUCUCAUUAA
Messenger RNA from Phytophthora infestans T30-4, 276 nucleotides. Its product is annotated as secreted RxLR effector peptide protein, putative. Bases 1 to 276 code for a protein of 91 amino acids. The record is from RefSeq and is a predicted model, not a curated record. The transcript has a single exon. Lineage: Eukaryota; Oomycota; Peronosporomycetes; Peronosporales; Peronosporaceae.